AUGCGAGCUGCGAGUUGUAAUCAUCUUGAAGUCGUACAAUUCCUUCUACAGCAUGGCGCCGCUCUUGCUGAUCAAGUCAAUACUAAUGGCGAGACCAUUGCAUAUAUUGCUGUAGAGAGCGAUUGUCAUCGAAUUGUGCAGUACGUUACUGAAAUAGAGCCUCGGUUAGUCAGUUGUGCUACCACAAGCCCCAGUGGAGUUACUGUCCUCAUGGCUGCCGCAGAAAAUGGAAGCCUCAAAAGCACCAAAUACAUCUUGGAUAAGUUUCCCUCUGAUGAGCUUAUAGCAACAGCAAAGGAUGGAAGGUCGACGCUACAUUUUGCAGCAGCCUCUGGCAGUAAAAAGGUCGUUGAGGCGGUCCUAAAAGAUCACCCAAAUGUCAACAUCAAAUCAAGGGAUGGUUGUACAGCGCUUCAUUAUGCUGUGGACGACGACUGUUUGGACCCAGGUGUAAUCAGUGCCUUGCUUCGUGCCGGCCUCGAUGGGGCACCGAAGAAUGACAUGGGUGAUUUACCUGCACACUAUGCGUCGGUGCGCGGUGAUUGGGAUCAUUUCUCUGUUCUGAAGAAGCUACUAGAGGGUGCUGGAGAUGAGUGCCAGUGGCUCAAUGAGGAGAAUGGUGCUUGCCGAUCGGCCCUCCAGAUCAUCACUUCACAUUCAAACUUCACAGAUUAUAGCCUUAAGAUGAUCAACACCCUCUGCAACUACCGAGGGUUGGCUCUCGAACCCCCAGGCCUGGGACUCACUGGUGGUAUUCCGUUAUUGAAUCUUGUCUGGAAACUCAGUCAGAGAACGGUCUACAAGCCAGCUGUAUCUGGGCUUCCUGGUCCUCCAAUCGAUGCUUGGCGGCUGUGCGAAGCAAUCAAACUUCUGGUCCGAAGGGGCGCUGCUGUCGAUUGUAAAGAUCCCAAAGGCAACACAGCACUUCACUUGCUAUGUUUUGGGAAUUUGAACCUUGCAGUCUGUGAUACAGUAGAGUUUCUGCUCCAAAGCUCUGCUCCGAUCGAAUCAAUCAACAAGGACGGCUUAAGCGUGAUGGAUGCUCUCUUCUCACGCCUCAACAAAGGGCCGGUCUCUCCAGAUAUGCAAAUAUAUACACAGCGAAUCCUCUCGCUCCUCAUUGAUCAUGCCUCCGAUGAUCAAUUGGACAAUUAUCGCCUCGAUGGAAUGCAGCUUCUGAACCUCUGUAUUCAGAUCGGAAACUCAUCUAUCAUAAGGAAAGUGCUGGAACGUGGAGCAAAGGUAGAUAGGCCUGACAAGUCACCUAGUCGUGAUCCGGGGUUAUCCCCAUUAAGGGCGAUUUGCAUCUACAAGACUUCAGAUGGAGUGGCAGACGAGAUCUUGGACAAGUGUUCAGAUCUUAAUUGUUUAGAUGAUGCGGGAAUAACUUUGCUUGUUCUUGCUUGUCGCUUCGGGAGACUGGAAGUUGCUCGGUCUCUCAUAGCAAAGGGUGCCGAUAGACCUACAACGGUCCAGGGAGUUCGUGCAAUCGCGGAUGCUGCAUACAAGGGCCAUACGGAUAUUGUCCAAUUUCUCAUUGAGCUGGGUGUGGAUAUCAAUUCCACGUAUGGAGAUCGAAGAAUGACGCCCUUGAUGCAUGCAGUUGAGCGAGGAAAUCUACGAACGAUGAAACUUCUUCUUGAAAAUGGCGCAGAUGUCAGCAUCAAAGCUGUCAGACAGUGGACCCUCGCUCAUUAUCUUGCGUCAAGAGAAGACCUCUCUCUCUUGCACGAAAUGCUCCCAUGGAACCUGACCUGGGACGAAACUGCUUCAGUCAUAACUCAGCAAGGUAAAAAUGUGGGAGGUGUGACACCCCUCCACCUCGCUGCCGAAAAGGGCUUCACUGGGAUGAUCACGUUUCUGCUGGACAAUAAGUUCAUCCCACAUGUCAACCGUGCAAACGACCUGAGGACAACACCACUUCACGUCGCUGUUAGGGUUGGCAACUGCCAUACUGCUAAACAACUGCUUGAGGCGGGCGCAGAUGUCAAUGCAAAAGAUGCCGAAGGAUUCAGUCCUGUCCACAUAGCUGCGAGCCACUCAGGUGGUUCAAGGUUUUCUCUGAUCAUUCUUCGGGACUUGCUGGAGACGGGGAAAUAUGAACAUAUCGCGUUGACACACACAGGGCAAACGGCACUUCAUGUCGCUGUAAGACUUGGAACGAAAGACAUGAUAAGUCUUCUUCUCGAGACCCCAGAGAAUGUCAAUGCGAAAGAUCAUAGCUGGCUGACACCACUCCACUACGCGAUUGUCAGAGGAGAUCCGGAAAUUAUCAAGAUCCUGGAGGCUGCCGGUGCGAAACAUGUUGCGCCGGAUUCAAGUGCAGCUUCACUUGACGGUGAAGCUUUUCACGACAAGGAAGUCGUUGAACCUCCGCCAGUCUUCGGCGCAAACUCACUGCUUUUAGCUGCUAUCAAACAGCGAGACCUUAAUCUCUGCAAAAGAGCUUGUGAAGAAGGAGCUGAUUUAUCCUUCAAGUUCUCAGAAUGCAAAGAAGGUAAGUGUACACCUUUGCUCUGUGCCAUCGACGGCCAUAAGAACACAGGCAACGGAUUCUUCUACCACACCACAGCAAUUGCGGAAUUCCUCGCCGAUCAGGACAUUGAUAUCAAUGCACCGAGCUGCAUAUCAGACAUGCUGCCAACCCAUUUGGCGGCUGGCCGAGGUUCAGAUGCUGUUAUACGGAAGUUACUGGCACGUGGUGCGAAAACCAAAGUUCGAACGCUCGAGGCACUACAUCUUGCCGUCAUACAUGGUAGCAUCGUCGCGAUAAACGUAUUGUUAGAGCAUGAAGAAUCUAUCGAAGGGGGCUCGAAGCAGAGAAUAUUGAACUCGCAGGUCUCAAGUGAGGAUGCUGUAGCUUUUAAAGAGUAUCCGGAGUUCGCCGAAUGCAAAUUAUUACAGGAACCGUAUUGUGGUUCUGCGAUGCACAUUGCGGCAUACAUGGGCUACGAUGAUGUCCUGGAAUUUCUAAUCAAAGAAGGGGCUGAGAUUGACUCACUGAAUCAUUUUAAUCACACGCCUCUUAUGCAUGCUAUUUGGACUGAUGCACUAAAAUCCAUUCAAGUACUGCUAGACGCAGGAGCCAGCAUUUCUCAUCGCGACGCCUUCGGUCGUACGCCAGCAUACUUCGCACUCGGCAACAAAAACACCAUGGCCCUCAGAGCCCUCCAGAAGAGAGGCGCCGACUUCUCUGAAGGCGAAUACCCAAACACCUGGACCACAGAAACUUAUCUCAGCCAAGCCCUCUUCCUAGAAUCAUGGCCCGUCGUCGAUUUCCUUCUCAAGCUUGGACAUGACCCAAACCGGCGUUCUGGUCUAUACGCACAUACUCCGUUGCAAGUCGUUUUGCAGACAACAGAUGCGGUCAAAGUGGAAGCCUUCGUCGCUGAACACGCACCAGCAUACGACGAAAAUGGCGAGCGCUAUGGCACGUUGCUCGCGGCUGCUUGUUCACAAUCGAGUCCGAGCCUGGUGAAGAAGCUGCUUGAGAAGGCGAGGAAGAAUGGGAGAGAUAUGGUGGAGUAUGUUAAUGCGGGUUGUUACGUCUACGCCACGCCGCUGUAUUCUGCUGCGUUUAGAGGAAAUAUGGAACUGCUGAUGAUGUUGAUUGAGGAGGGUGCGGAUGUUAAGAGUAAGGAAGGGGGAUGGUCGGGGACACCGCUUGAUGCGGCUUGUGCGAUAUAG
This is a messenger RNA of Cadophora gregata, 3687 nucleotides long. RefSeq lists its product as uncharacterized. The record is from RefSeq and is a predicted model, not a curated record. Gene Ontology annotation, molecular function: protein binding. The transcript has 6 exons. NCBI's taxonomy places the organism in Eukaryota, Fungi, Ascomycota, Leotiomycetes, Helotiales, Ploettnerulaceae. The coding region runs from base 1 to 3687 and encodes 1228 amino acids.